Messenger RNA from Insectozyma verbasci, 1266 nucleotides. Lineage: Eukaryota; Fungi; Ascomycota; Pichiomycetes; Serinales; Debaryomycetaceae. The record is from the annotation of a GenBank genome assembly.
AUGUCAAAUAGAUUGGAAUCAUUAAAUAGUAGUAAGAAACCAUCUGCAUCUCCAACACCAAAAACUACGUUAAAAUUUAAACCAAAAGUUGUUCAAAGAAAAUCAAAAGAAGAAAGAGAUAAAGCUGCACCUCAAGUUAAAGUAGAACAUGAUCUACCAAAACCUUCCAGUUCACGAGGUAGAGGUGGUGCAAGAGGUGGUAGAGGUAGAGGAGGUAGAAAUAAUUAUGCUGGUACUCAUUUAGUUACUUCUGGCCCAUUAUCAGCUGGUUCUGUUUCAAUUGGGAACCCUAACGGUUCAAAAUUCGGUUUUACAAAAGAUACAUUACAUAAUAGUAAUGAAGAUGCAUCAACUCAAAAUGAAUUUAUAUCAAAUUUGAAAUUGAAAGAUAAACCAAAGAAAGAAGUGAUUGAUAAGUAUGAGGAUGAAGAUGAUGAAGAAGAAGAUAAAAUGAAAAUUAAUAUGACUAAACCUUAUAAAUUUGAUGAUUCAGAAACUGUACUAUUCCCAAUGAGACCAUAUAGAGAUGAUGGUAUAAGACGAGAAACAUAUCAACAACCAGGUGUACCAUUAGAUGAUCGUUUAGAUUCAAAAGAGUCAACCCCCAAUAUUAUAUCAUUAACUCAAUCAAGAGAAGCAACAAUUAGAUCAGAACAAAUAGAAGAUAAAUUAAAUCAAAUUAAAGAAAAUAAAGCAAAAUUAGAAAGUAAAAUUUCACAAAAUGAUCCAAUUAUAGUAGAUGAAGCUAAUAAAUUAAUCUCAGAUCAUCAAGAAAUAUUAGAUUUAUUAACUGGGAAAUUUCAAGAAUUAAAUACUAAUGAAGAUGAUGAUAAAUAUGUAUUUUUCCAAUUACCUAGACUCUUACCAGAAUAUCAAAAUCCAGUAAAACCAGAAGAUGAAGAAAUGGUGGAAGAUAAACCAACUGACACCGAAGAAGUUAAAUAUUCAACAUUAUCAAAUAAUAAAUCAAAGAUACGUGGUGAAAUAGGGAAAAUUAACAUACAUCAGUCAGGUAAAAUUUCAAUAGAUUUAGGUAAUGGAAAUAAAUUAAAUGUUACAAAAGGUGCUCCAAGUGAUUUCUUACAAGAAUUAGUUUUGAUUGAUUUAGUUCCAAAAUCAACAAUUAAAAAACAAAAAGAUGAAGAAGGAGAAGAAAAUGAUGAAGAUGUUGAAAUGUUGAAUGAACAUGGCAAGAAAGUAGCUGGUAAGGUAUUAAGAUUAGGUACAGUUAAUGAAAAAAUUGUAACAACUCCAUAUAUACCAUGA